Messenger RNA from Mesitornis unicolor (brown roatelo), 1246 nucleotides. RefSeq names its product mitogen-activated protein kinase-activated protein kinase 2 (gene MAPKAPK2). Gene Ontology annotation, biological process: protein autophosphorylation; toll-like receptor signaling pathway; peptidyl-serine phosphorylation. Gene Ontology annotation, molecular function: calcium/calmodulin-dependent protein kinase activity; ATP binding; mitogen-activated protein kinase binding. Gene Ontology annotation, cellular component: cytoplasm; nucleus. Lineage: Eukaryota; Metazoa; Chordata; Aves; Mesitornithiformes; Mesitornithidae. The coding region runs from base 1 to 978 and encodes 325 amino acids. The record is from RefSeq and is a predicted model, not a curated record. The transcript is spliced from 10 exons.
AUGCCGCACGCAGAGAGCGUCCACGCUUGGCCUUCGCACCUGCGUCCUCUCGGGAUGCUGCAGGACUGCCCCAAGGCCCGCAGGGAAGUGGAGCUGCACUGGAGGGCAUCGCAGUGUGCGCACAUCGUCCGCAUCAUGGACGUCUACGAGAACCUCUACCAGGGAAGAAAGUGUCUGCUUAUCGUCAUGGAGUGCUUGGAUGGUGGGGAACUCUUCAGCCGGAUUCAAGACAGAGGAGACCAGGCCUUCACAGAACGGGAGGCAUCAGAGAUAAUGAAGAGCAUCGGGGAAGCCAUCCAGUACUUGCACUCGAUCAACAUUGCGCACCGGGACGUGAAGCCGGAAAACCUCUUGUACACCUCCAAAAGGCCCAACGCUGUGCUGAAACUCACGGACUUUGGCUUUGCUAAAGAAACCACCACGCACAACUCCUUGGCCACUCCAUGCUACACACCAUACUACGUGGCCCCGGAGGUGCUGGGCCCGGAGAAGUACGACAAGUCCUGUGAUAUGUGGUCGCUCGGCGUCAUCAUGUACAUUCUGCUGUGCGGCUACCCCCCCUUCUACUCCAACCAUGGCCUGGCCAUCUCACCCGGCAUGAAGAAGCGAAUCCGAAUGGGCCAGUACGAGUUUCCCAACCCCGAAUGGUCCGAAGUGUCGGAGGAAGUUAAGCAACUGAUCCGCAACCUGCUGAAGACGGACCCGACUCAGCGCAUGACAAUAACGGAGUUCAUGAACCACCCCUGGAUCAUGCAAUCCAUGCAGGUGCCACAGACCCCGCUACACACCAGCCGCGUGCUGAAAGAGGAGAAGGAUUUGUGGGAGGACGUGAAGGAGGAGAUGACGAGCGCACUGGCCACCAUGCGAGUGGACUACGAACAAAUCAAGAUCAAGAAAAUCGAGGACUCCUCAAACCCUUUGCUGAUGAAGAGGAGGAAGAAAGCAAACCCCACUGAGCCUGCCGCGCUCCCCCAUUGAGGGUGCCCUGCGCCCGCUGGCCCUUGAGAAAGCAAUAACUAUAUAUAUAUUUUUUAAGGAAAAAAAAAAGACAAAAAGAGACGGACUGUUAUAUCAAGCGCAUGGAAUUCAGACAUUUAUACCAGACUAGUUAUUUUUAGUUACUCACCUGUGUUUCUGACCUUUCUGGAGAAGGUGUCCCCCCCCAAUCCGCUGUGGCCAGGGGUUUUGUCCUGUAGGUGAACACUGCCGAUAAUUGGAUUUUAUUUUCUUCUGUGAAACAGUUUUG